Messenger RNA from Plodia interpunctella (Indianmeal moth), 2566 nucleotides. RefSeq lists its product as uncharacterized. Bases 291 to 1385 code for a protein of 364 amino acids. The transcript has 2 exons. The record is from RefSeq and is a predicted model, not a curated record. Lineage: Eukaryota; Metazoa; Arthropoda; Insecta; Lepidoptera; Pyralidae.
AUAGUGUACUGUAGUGGUAAUUAAUUUGUGACAGAGUACAUACAAAACAGUGUUCAUUUCUUUUAAUUUUAUUUUACUUGAUUUUAAAUGCAAAUAUUAUUAAUACACUAGGUUAAAAAGGACUAUAUUACUUAUAUUUUUAAAUAAUAUAGAUAGAUGAAGCCUAAUUGAAACAGAAACUUUUAAUUAAGUACCUGUCAUUCAAUCAUAUGUUAUUAAUUAACGAUGUCACUGUUUGUUUACUAAUGACAAAUUUCGGGAAUGUUUAGUGGAUUUAACAUUUUCUCGUAAUGAAUAAAUCCGAAUCAAUGGAACAGUCGUCAUCUAAACGACAAGAAAAUGGCGACGCCCUAUCUGGUUCAGAGCGCCCACUCAAAAAAGCCCGAUUUGCAUGGCAAGUCAAAGGAAAAUAUCAUUUGAAAAACGACAAUAACGAUGCUACACAGCCUUCGACAAGUAUAACCCGUGAACAGGAGGCAGCUGGACCUUCGACAGAAGCUGAAGUUGCCUCAGUGGAUCUGGUUGGCAAUGCUGAACAAAAUCUUGAAAUAUUAGGUGACUAUUUAUUGAAACAAGACUUUAACACUCUGGAUUCUGUGAUCGCGGACUCUGAGAAGUCCCUUUUAAACCCAAGUACAAGCAUAUCAUCUGAAAGUUUGCAGUAUCCAAGAUAUGUUACCUCUUAUGAGAACAGUAGCCCAACUUCACGCAGUUUCAGUAGUGCAAAUGAACUUGAUUUAAUAUCAAUGUCUAUGGUGCAGUCCUACAGUGAAGAUCAAUGCAUAGCACGAUGGCAAGCAAAACAGAUGGCUAAAGGCUUUGUGGAUAAUACAAUAAACCGUGUAUUGGACUCAUGGUCACGGCCACCUCCAGUACAAAGUAUGGAGAGGUCCACAUUUCUGGCUCUCGAUAUAGCAGAGUUUAUCAACAACCUGCCUGGAGACAAUAGUGUCGAAAAUGAAGGGAUACUCAUGGCAAUAUCAGCCCAUGGCUUACAAAACACAUCAUCAUCAAAUUCCAAUGAUAGCAUGUUGCCUGACAACAAUGUCGAUGACAAUAGCAAUAUUGCUCCAGCCCCUGAAGAAGACACUUUCUUGUCAAGGCCUUGUUCUCCUACUCCACCGGCCAUAGAACCCUUUGUAAGGAGAGAAAAUGAGGAUAAAACUGCUUGGCCGUUUCCUAAAGAAGUGGAUGGAGAUGUUGACAAUGAACUUGCACAAUUUGCUAUUUAUGACUCUUCUUUUAAUGAAAAUGAGCACAGUUCACCUGUUGAUGAAUACAGUGUGGAUAAUUUUUCAGGAAAUCAUUAUGAUUUCAUGGACACUGCUGUAUCAUUUGCUAUUCUAAACAAAGGUCUGACCACAUUUGGCAAUGACUAUGGCUAACUGCUAUUAAGCGCCCAAAUCAGCUGAUUAGUUGCAGGUCAGCCAGGUCAGCUUGUUGCAGGAUCAGGGGUGUGUUCUUCAACAUUUGACUGAAAAUAUGUGUUGAUGAAUGUCAAAUUGCCUCUGUUGUUAUCAUUUGGUUGCCAUGUGUAAUGUAGAUUUAUGUUGGUUUCAAUUGUUAUGAAACAACCCAAUUCAAAAUAAUCUUUAUUGUAUAAUUAUAAUUCCUACUUAAAACUCAUUUAUUUUUACAUGAUAAUAGAAAUAUUAUAUCUGAGAAUUAUGUUUAAAGUUUAAGUGGCAUUUAUAGUUGCCAAUGGUAAGAGUUGAAUUUUAUGUGGCAUUAUUUUGUCACUACAUGGAUAUAAUUACUUGACAAAGUUUGUUUAUUUGAACAAUGUACUUCUAUAAAAUAAGACUUAUUAAGCACAAAAUGUAAUGUACCUACUAAUUAUAGAGAUAUGUUAUUACAUAUUCAGUACCUAGCUGUAAUACCAUGUGUAAUACCAUAAGAUUAUUCAGUAUUCUAUUUUAUUGAUCAACCAUCUUAUAUCUAGAAAAACGAAUCUGUAAAUAUGAUCUGGAAUCUGAAUAAUUGUGAUAUUUGUAAAAACGCGAAAGUUUUAAAAUUCGGUAGAGUACAAAAGUUUCAGUUAUGAAACAUAUCAAGUGACUGAGUUUAGGGCACAGGGACUUUCCUUUAGGCACUAGGCCAAUCAUGUACUAAUUUUAAUGAUUAGUGAUAAUGAUAGCACUAAAAUACAUAGCAUUUAACAAUACAUUAUUACUGGAUUUUGUUAGCUUUUUCUAAUAUAGUACAUUAAUGAGGUUAAUCAAAAAUGGUAUGUAAGGAGUAAACUGCUGUGCUGAUAUCAUUUUUAAAAGAUUUUGGAUGUGUCAUUGUUGUGAAUUUGUUUGUGUCCAUAGAACCCAGACAGUACAUACAAUAUAGGCCAUUAAGUAUUGUUAAUUAGGUCUAAUUUUACUUGCAAUAGUGUCUACUACUAAUUAUAAUUUGGUGUCUUUAUAAAUGAAUGGUAGGCUAUACACUAUAUAAGUAGCAGACUGCAAAAUGUUUUGUAAUAAAACAUAGAUUUAUGUAUCGCAAAAGUAAUAUGCCUAGAUUAAGUAAAAAUGUAUGCCAUAAUGACAUUAAAGUCAAUAAAGAGAUACUCAAGCAA